Molecule: messenger RNA, 318 nt
Organism: Dentiscutata heterogama
Lineage: Eukaryota; Fungi; Glomeromycota; Glomeromycetes; Diversisporales; Gigasporaceae
Source: the annotation of a GenBank genome assembly
AUGGAAUUAGAAGAACUAACAUUACUUUUAGGUCCUUUUGCUCACACAACAAAAUUAAUCGGAGGGGCACAAUAUCCAACUCUUGAUUCUAUAACUAAAUGUUGGGAAGCACCUUUAAUGGAGGCUUACAUUUCCUCUUACCUAGAUCUUUGCUUCAAAAGUAUGUCCUUUGACAAAGAAAAAAAAAAAGAAGUUCAAAAAAUAAUAGCAGAAAUAAUAAACACAAAUACUAUUAAUACCUCAGAACAAACUAAAAUGGAUCAAUUUUUUGAUAGUGAUAAUCAAUCUGAUUAUCCAUCAGAUAAUAAAUUAGAAUAG